AAAGCACCCGACAUUUGACAUUUGGCAACAACAAAUACGCAGUACAACACAGAAGAACAUCCUCCAUUUCCUCCCAAUUCGUUGUUGUGCUCAAAACUGAACCUCCCAAUUUGAGGGAGAAGAUGGCGAUGAGCAUGACUACAGGAGGGACUUCUCAAGGAUACCACAAUGUUUUCGUUUAUGGUAGUCUUUUGGCUGAUGAAGUCGUUCAAGUCUUACUCAAUCGUGUCCCUUCCUCUACUCCUGCUACCCUCCCUGAUUUUCAGCGAUUUAGCAUCAAAGGUCGAGUUUAUCCAGCAAUUUUGCCUGUUGAGAACAAGAAAGUGCUUGGCAGGGUUUUGAAGGGCGUCACAAACCUUGAGUUGGAUAUUCUGGAUAUAUUUGAGGAUAUUGAGUAUGUUAGAGAUACAGUAGAAGUCACUCUUGUGGACAACUUGGGGAAGUUGCAGACAUAUGCAUAUGUAUGGAAUAAUAAAAACGAUCCAGACCUGUAUGGAGAUUGGGAUUUUGAGAAAUGGAAAUCUGCUCAUAUGAAGGAUUUUAUCGAGAUGACUAAGGAAUUCGUGGAAGAACUUGAGCUUCCUGAAUCAAAAUCAAGAGUGGAGACAUAUAAUUCCUUUUACCAAUCCGUUGAUGGCGGGAAAUCAUCCAUGCCCUGAUCUGCCAUUGGUUCAAGCCUGUGUUCUGCUUCACAGCUUCGCCAUCUUCUCUUAGUAUUGCUGCUCUGUACAGUAAUUAUCUUCAUGAUCCUCUUGUACUGCCAUCAGCUCUCCAGUUCUUGUCAUUUAUCGUCAGAAUUCCAUCACAGAAUGGUAGAGCUAUGGUUUCUAAUUGAACAUGAAACUGCUGGAACUUAUUCAAUGGUGUAACAUUUACUUGGCAUUGAUGGAAUUUGGUUAAUUGUAGCAAAUGAGCUCAUGAUCAUAUAUAUUAUAGCAAUGCCAAUCAGACUGCAGAUAUUCCUUAUUAGGCAGGUCAUUCUAUCUAAUAGAGCUUCUAAGCUGGCUAUAUUUUGUAGUUGCUAUUUUAC
Molecule: messenger RNA, 1030 nt
Organism: Chenopodium quinoa (quinoa)
Lineage: Eukaryota; Viridiplantae; Streptophyta; Magnoliopsida; Caryophyllales; Amaranthaceae
Product: AIG2-like protein D
Exons: 5
Coding region: 123-659 (178 amino acids)
Source: RefSeq, a predicted model, not a curated record